AUGGAGGCUGUGGAAUGCAAUACUGGUGCAAUCUUCUUUGUGGAUGGCCCAAAAGGAACUAGAAAGACAUAUUUAUAUCAUGCACUAUUGGCCUCAGUGAGAAGUCAAGGUCGAAUUUCCAUUGCAACAGCAACUUCUGGAAUUGCAGCUACACUUUUACCUAGUGGAAGGACAGCCCAUUCAAGAUUCAAGAUCCCAUUAAAUCCAAAGGCUUCGUCCGUGUGUUCCAUUACUAAACAAUCAGAUUUGGCAGAACUGAUUAGACAUGCAACAAUCAUCAUAUGGGAUGAAGCUACAAUGACAAAUCGUUAUGCUUUUGAACCUUUGAAUCGAACACUCAUAGACAUCACUGGUGUUGAUUAUCCAUUUAGUGGCAAAAUUAUGGUGUUUGGUGGUGAUUUUCGACAAGUACUUCCAAUUGUUCCUAAAGGUACAAAAGCUGAAACUAUUACUGCAUCGAUAAUCAAAUCACCUCUCUGGAGUCACAUUCAAAUAAUUCGUUUAAAGCAAAACAUGCGCUCUAUAAAUGACCAACAGUUUGUUGAAUUUCUUUUAUUUAUUGGAGAUAGUGUACAACCUACCAUUAUAGAUAAAAUGAUCAAAGUACCAACAUCGAUGGCAAUACCAUGGAAUGGCGAAGAAUCAAUAGUUCGACUAUUAGAAGAAAUUUAUCCUGAUAUCAGAAACCAUUCUUUUGACGCCGAGUAUAUGGUUAGUAGGGGCAUAAUAACUCUUCGUAAUGAAGAUGUCGACAAGCUCAAUGAGAAAAUCAUUCAGAGAUUUCCGGGAGAAUCAAGAGUGUACCACUCAUUUGAUAAGGUUGAAAAUGAUACCCAAAAUUUGUAUUAA
Camellia sinensis is the source of this 849-nucleotide messenger RNA. RefSeq lists its product as uncharacterized. Gene Ontology annotation, biological process: telomere maintenance; DNA repair. NCBI's taxonomy places the organism in Eukaryota, Viridiplantae, Streptophyta, Magnoliopsida, Ericales, Theaceae. The record is from RefSeq and is a predicted model, not a curated record. Gene Ontology annotation, molecular function: DNA helicase activity.